Molecule: messenger RNA, 2043 nt
Organism: Suncus etruscus (white-toothed pygmy shrew)
Lineage: Eukaryota; Metazoa; Chordata; Mammalia; Eulipotyphla; Soricidae
Gene: MCMDC2
Product: minichromosome maintenance domain containing 2
Exons: 14
Coding region: 1-2043 (680 amino acids)
Biological process (GO): double-strand break repair via break-induced replication
Molecular function (GO): DNA binding; single-stranded DNA helicase activity; ATP binding
Source: RefSeq, a predicted model, not a curated record
AUGGCAAAUCUGAAAAUGAAAGAAGCAGCACUUGCUUAUCUUGGCAGAAGUGGAGGUCUUCAAAAAUUUAUAGAUGAUUGCAAGCAGUACAAUGAUUCAAAACAAAAGUAUGCUGUUUAUCGAUUCAAUAUUUUGAUAAAUCCCUCUGAUGUUGUUGAAUUAGAUGCUGAACUUGGAAAUCACAUUUUACACCAGCCUUUAAAAGCUGUUCAAAUUUUUCAAUCAGUCUGUUUUACUGCUGUUAAAACUCUAUCAUUAAUUGGACAAUUACAAACUGAAACCCAAAUUAAUGUAGUGCUGAAGUUAACACAUUUGCCUCAUCUGCCAAGUUAUAAUCUUGAUCUGUGUAAGUUUCCACUUGAUUAUACAUCUCAGAGAUUUUAUAUGAUGCAAGGAAUUGUGGUUUCAAUGACAACUGUAACCAAGUAUACUCAAGGUGCAAGAUUCUUUUGUUCAGAUGAUGCAUGUCCUCUUUCAGAAGGAUUUCAAUAUAUAAGAGUGCAUGUUCCUGGUGCUACAGAAUCUGCAACAGUAAGAAAUGACUUAUGUAAUCUCUGUGCAUCUUCUCUACUGGAAGACAGGAAACUUAGAGUACUUGGUGAUAAACAAAUAGUUGAAAUAAUUACUACAAAGGCACUUCAUGCUUUCCAGCAAUACUCUAACCAUCAACCAUUUAGGUUUCAGUGUCUUACAGUUUUCCUUAGAGAUGAAUCAGUGAAUAAAAUGAAUAUAGGAAAUGAAUAUAAAAUCAUUGGAAUUCCAACUUGUGUGGAAACCUCACAAACUACUCUCUGUAUAGAAGCAAAUCACAUCACUUUCUGUACUCCAAAAGUUCCUUCAGGAAUUAGCGACAACUUCAGGUGUCUCCUCUCUUUGACUUCCAGUUCAUGCUGGAAGUUUACAGCAAUACUUGCCAAUAUCUUUGCAUCACAGAUUAUUCCUCCUGGGAUUUACAAUUUACUCAAGUUAUGUUUGCUACUGAGUCUAGUACAGACAAAUGACUGUGACAAGGAACUGGAAAGUUUCCUAGAUAUUUUAAUUAUAACCAGUGAUACUCUACUUAUAAACAGGCUUUUAAACUUUAGUCUAAACCUUGUGCCCCGUGGCAUACGUCAUCCAGUCUCUGCUGAAAUUUUCCCUACUCUGACCAGUAAUAAAUAUGGAACUGGAGCCAGGAGCAUUCAGGCUGGUAGUGCUUUGCUAGCUAAAGGUGGUAUCUGUUUUAUAGGUGAUUUGACUUCACACAAAAAAGAUAAGCUUGAACAACUUCAAUCAGUUGUGGAAAGCAGAAGUGUCACAGUAUACAUCCCAGGAAAGAAGUUUGAAGAUGAUAUCAAUCAGCAAAUGACUUUUCCAGUUCAGUGCAGUUUUUGGUCUUUUAUUGAUAUGGAAUCAUCUUUGAGGAGACACACACAGAAAACCAACACUCUAGUUGGCCAAAUGGAUUGCAGUUUGAUUCCAGCUAAUCUUGUAGACACAUUUGGCUUAUUGAUAAAUUGUAAUGAAUCAUCUCCUUGCUACCCACUUCUUCCAACUGUACAACAUACUUUAAAAAAAGCCAUGGAACCAGAAGGACUGCUUUAUUUUGCUUCUAAACAGUUUACAAGUGAUGAUUUUGAAAAGUUACUGGCUUUUGCAAAGAAUUUGAAGGUAGAAUUUAGCAUGGAGGCAGAAAGAAUGAUUCAUGGCUAUUAUCUAGCGAGUCGCAGAAUCAGAACUGAUCCUAUAUGUGGAUCAAAACUAUCAGCAUCUGCUUUAAAAUACUUAAUCUCCCUAUCUGAAGCCCAUGCUCGACUGAAUUUAAGGAACAAAGUGCUUAAAGAAGAUGUAGUCAUUGCAGCCUUAUUGUUUGAAACAUCUCUCACAUUGAAAUAUGGGGCUGCAGUAUUUUGUGUUGCUCCAAAUGCACUAUUUCCAUUUGAACAGUAUAAUGAAGACUAUUUGGAGCAGAGGGACAUCUACCUGACUCAGUGCCAAGAACAGCUUCAAAAGUUUAUUGUCACAUAUGGACCGGGGACAGCUCCCUUUGCUAGUGAUGAAUAG